AAUCCAUCAUUAAUGCCAAAAUGGACAGAAGGGCGAUUUUUGCUGCAGGUUAAGAUAAAUCAUGCUAAUAGAAAAGAUGAGUUAUGUUUGUUACACUUAAUAAAGAUUGAGGAUGCAAAGUGAAAAUUUCCCUUUUUAAAUCAAAUUCAUACCACCAGUUGUGUAGCUAAAAUUAAAAUACUAGGAAAGUUUCCUUCCUGUUCAACAUGGAAGUCGAGAUCCAGACGUUCAUCAAGGUAUGGUUUACUGCAGUUGCAGCUCUAAUGUACUGUUACUACAUCGCCACCCGCCUCCCCGGCGGCGCCACCAGGUUACUCUCUCUCCUUCCCGUCUUUUAUCUCUUCACCGUCCUCCCUCUCCAUCUUUCCUCCCUCCACCUCGGCGCCCUUACCAUCUUCUACCUUGUUUGGCUUGGCAACUUCAAGCUCCUCCUCUUCUCCUUCGAGCAAGGCCCUCUAUCCUCCACCCCACCUUUGUCCCUCCUCCAUUUCAUCUCCAUAGCUCUUCUCCCCAUUAAAACCAAACAAUCAGUUUCCAAUUCCAAAGUCAAUAAACCAGUUGUUUUUGCUCUUAAGGUUGCCCUUUUGGCUAUAAUUGUUCGUAUAUACGCGUAUAGGGAGUAUAUACAUCCGUAUAUAAUCCUGGCUUUGUAUUGUUGCCAUGUUUAUCUUGGAGUUGAGCUGGUUUUAGCCAUUACGGCAGUUCCGGUGAGGGCCAUUCUUGGAUUGGAUCUGGAGCCACAGUUCAACGAGCCAUAUUUGGCCACAUCACUGCAAGACUUUUGGGGCCGUAGAUGGAAUCUUAUGGUGACCAGUAUUCUACGCCCCACNUAA
Messenger RNA from Olea europaea var. sylvestris, 833 nucleotides. RefSeq names its product long-chain-alcohol O-fatty-acyltransferase-like. The record is from RefSeq and is a predicted model, not a curated record. Gene Ontology annotation, biological process: lipid metabolic process. NCBI's taxonomy places the organism in Eukaryota, Viridiplantae, Streptophyta, Magnoliopsida, Lamiales, Oleaceae. The coding region runs from base 207 to 833 and encodes 208 amino acids. The transcript has a single exon.